Heterobasidion irregulare TC 32-1 is the source of this 963-nucleotide messenger RNA. RefSeq lists its product as uncharacterized. Gene Ontology annotation, molecular function: protein-lysine-acetyltransferase activity. Gene Ontology annotation, biological process: mitotic sister chromatid cohesion. The record is from RefSeq and is a predicted model, not a curated record. The transcript is spliced from 3 exons. Lineage: Eukaryota; Fungi; Basidiomycota; Agaricomycetes; Russulales; Bondarzewiaceae. Bases 1 to 963 code for a protein of 320 amino acids. Gene Ontology annotation, cellular component: chromatin; nucleus.
AUGCGUGUACCGUCCGCCACUGACGCGCCGUUGAUUGCCUUUGAAUCGGUCCUCUUCUUCCUCUGUUCCUUCCUCCAUCAACACCGCAAGCAAAGAUACACCAUGAACAAUAGGAAGUCCAAGCAUUCGAAGAUCCUGGAAGCCUCUCCCUCUCUCUCUAAGUCGAAGACCAAGCAAGAGGCCAAACCCAAGUCGCUCACACAACUGCACUUCAGCCUAGAUACUACUGUCCUCCGAACAUGCUCGCUCUGUGAUCUGACCUAUACUAAGGGUGCCCCUGACGACGAAAACUUGCAUAAGGCACACUGUAUCCGAGUUCAAAAAGGCAUGGAAUGGGGCAAGGACGAGGAUAAGGAAUGCGCAAAGGCCGGUGUGCGGGAGGUGGCUUGUGGAGUGAAACUGAAGGACGGGAAGAAGGGGAGGAUCGUUUGUUUCAAAGCAGACGUCGGGGGCAAGAUUGGCUCAAAGCUCUCGCUUCUUAUGGAAACAAUCAGCCUGACUCUGUCGUCCCCGCCAUUACCAGAUGAUGUCUUGCGCGUAUCUAAAAUAUAUCUCUUCCUCAUUCCCUCUAUCACUUCGCCCUCACGCGAAAAGAUCAUUGGCUGCGUGAUCGCUCAGCGAAUCUCCACCGCGAUGGCCAUUGUCUCUUUACGCGACUACGCCUCCGACCCACAUAUCCCCCCACCCACCGCAACACUCGUCCCCGUGGAUACGAGCACAGGGCUCUUUUGCGACCCAGCACCUCUUUCCACUCCUCUUGGAAUCCCCCGUCUAUUUGUUCCGUUAGCAUACCGGAGACAAGGCGUCGCGUCGCGUCUCCUCGAUGCUGCCACUGCAACAUUCAUACAUGGGUGUAAGCUCGACCCUCACAAAGGGGAAGUUGCGUUCACUCAGCCGACAGGGUCCGGGAAGGCUGUAAUGGACAGUUGGGGAGCAGGUGGAGUUAGAAUCUAUCAGGAAUGA